Messenger RNA from Poeciliopsis prolifica (blackstripe livebearer), 4911 nucleotides. It is a transcript of the gene gfod1, whose product is annotated as glucose-fructose oxidoreductase domain containing 1. The transcript has 3 exons. Bases 646 to 1833 code for a protein of 395 amino acids. NCBI's taxonomy places the organism in Eukaryota, Metazoa, Chordata, Actinopteri, Cyprinodontiformes, Poeciliidae. Gene Ontology annotation, molecular function: nucleotide binding. The record is from RefSeq and is a predicted model, not a curated record.
UGUGUUAGAAGCUCCAGUCGAUUCUCUGACACGGGAGCGUGUGCUGCCGCUUUUAUUUUGAAGAGAACGGCGCUGAGCUGCUGCAGUGCGAGCAGAACAGCCGCAACAUCAGCCCAGAGCUGCCGCUGCGGUGAGAUCCUCCUCCGGGGAGCCAGCAGCGGUGACCGCGCACUCUGGAUCCACCUGCCGCUGGAUGAAGCUCCUUCCUGGUGUUCCUCGAUGUUUCGGCCCGGCGGUGGACGGAUGGAGAGCUAACCCGCUGCAGGGCGCUGACCUGCCCUCUCUCUGCCUCUCUGCGGUCUGAUCGCGGCCAGACGUGGACGGGGUGAGGACCGGAAUGGUGAAUUCAAAUAUUUCUUCAUAACUGAUCGAGUUUCCCACUCGUCUAUGGGAUGAUUUUUUACGUUGUUUUUAUUGGUGGUGGAAGCUGAAGUGCAUGUCUGAUCAGAGCGGGAGCGGGAUGCAGCGCGGCGGGUGUGUGGCUGCAGGUGGAUGGCCAACCUGACCGUCUCAGCCGCCGUUCCCCCCCUGCAGAUCGGCCGGCAGCAGCCGCCGCCUCGGCGCUGGCUUCUCACGGAUCAGUGAAAAGGACGACAAAUAACGCAGACUUGAGUCGGAGGAAAACAAACAGUUAAAGGCGGAGCCAUGCUUCCAGGGGUCGGGGUGUUCGGCACCAGCCUGACCGCCCGGGUGAUCAUCCCGCUGCUGAAGAACGAAGGCUUCGCCGUGAAGGCGCUGUGGGGCCGGACGCAGGAGGAGGCGGAGGAGCUGGCCAAGGAGAUGAACGUGCCCUUCUACACCAACCGGAUCGACGACGUGCUGCUGCAUCAGGACGUGGAUCUGGUGUGCAUCAACCUGCCGCCACCUCUGACGCGGCAGAUCGCUGUCAAAACGCUGGGUAUUGGCAAAAACGUCAUAUGUGAUAGGACUGCCACUCCUCUGGAUGCCUUCCGAAUGAUGUCAGCUGCUCAGUACUACCCUAAGCUGCUCAGCAUUAUGGGAAAUGUGCUGCGUUUCUUGCCGGCCUUUGUUCGAAUGAAGGAACUUCUGGAGGAAGGGUACAUCGGAGAACUUCUAGUCUGUGAGGCCCAGGUCCACAGUGGCAGUCUCCUGGGGAAGAAAUACAACUGGAGCUGUGACGACCUGAUGGGAGGCGGUGGACUGCAUUCGGUGGGCAGCUACAUCAUUGACCUCCUCACAUUUCUGACCGGUCAGCGUGCGGUCAAGGUGCACGGCUUCCUGAAGACUUUCGUCAAACAGACGGACCACAUCCGGGGCAUCCGUCAGAUAACCAGCGACGACUUCUGCACGUUCCAGAUGGUGUUAGAAGGAGGUGCUUGCUGCACUGUCACCCUCAACUUCAACGUCCCUGGAGAGUUUCGCCAGGAAGUGAUUGUCGUGGGAACCGUCGGGAGGUUAAUGGUCACUGGCACGGACCUGUACGGACAGAAGAACAGUGGCGGGGGGGGAAGUGGUGGCGGACCUGAACUCCUGCUCAAAGACACCACUCCUCUUGAGAAGGCCUCCUUGCCAGAAAAGGCCUUCAGUGACAUUCCGUCCCCGUACCUCACCGGGACAAUCCGCAUGAUCCAGGCUGUGCGGCAGGCCUUCCAAGACCAGGAUGACCGGCGAACCUGGGAUGGAAGGCCCUUGACAAUGGCUGCCACUUUUGAGGACUGCCUAUAUGCUCUUUGCGUGGUGGAUACAAUCAAGAAGUCCAACCAGUGUGGAGAAUGGCAGAACAUUGUGGUGAUGAAGGAAGAGCCGGAGGUCAGCCCUGCCUAUUUGAUCAGUGAGGCCAUGCGACGCAGUAGGAUGUCACUCUACUGUUAACAUCUGGCUGAUGUAUAGGAGGACCGAGGCCUGGGCCUUCAAAGUUCUUUCAUAGAACUGCUGGAUUUAAUUUAUCUCAUCUCUAGUUUUAUUUAAAUGUGCGCUAUUACUGUUACAGAGACUUUAAGCCAAUGUGCUGCAGAUGUCUGUGGUUUCGCUGCCUCAGCAACAAGGGGGAAAGCUAGGUUCUUAACAAUCAAAUCUGUAUUUAUAAAAAAUCUCCAUCUGUUUUUUUAGUUUACAUUUGAUAAGGGACUCAAGUCCUUCUGCUAGAUGUACAUGUAAACCAGACUAAUUCACAAAAGAAUGACAUUAGAAGCGUAUCGGGAAACGAAACUACUUGCUAGUUAGCUGAUCAGUCGGUAAUGACAACCUGUCAGAAACCUGCUUCUGAUCAUUCCGUUCAACAAGAUCACACUUCUGAGUCCUGAUGCUUAUUACCAUCCUGCUAGCUGCUUUAUCAAACAAGUAUUGUGCAUCCUUUCCCUGCAUUCUUUCAACAACUUCAUGACUAGGAGUGGAAACACAAUACCUUCAACUGUGGGUCCGAACAAGAGCAGCCAAGGAAGAAUGAAAUCGUCGCUGUUCUCUGAAGUCCUUGCUAGUUUUACCAAGUCAACUUUCGAAAAGUCAGUGCGCUCUACAGUCUCUAUCUGUUUACUGUGUAUUCCAACAUUUGUGUGUGAAACAACAGGAAAAAAUAAUACAUUGGCUGGAGGAUAACUCAGAGGCUUUAACAUUCUGGUUAAUGUAUGCAAUUAAAACGACCGCAGCCUUAAAUAAAGGGUUAGUCCACACCUUACACAUUUUAUGCCUUUAUGCAGUUGGCUGUGCAUUAGCCUUUUAUUUCUGUACGGGUGAUCAGUAGUGAUACUUGGAUGUUUAGUUAAUUUAUUGCUUUUACUUUCUGUCCAUAGGUGUAGUAUGCUGCUAAUGCUAAGCUAACCUUAACUGUUGCUGCAAGCAAGUAUAAUCCUGUUCAACAUGCCUAAAAUUACAGUAAAAUUUAACCGUCAGCCAUUGACAACAUAAACAAAUCCCUGAGGCUCUAGUUGGGUACGGUGGGGUUUAGACUGCUUUUCAAUGUCAUUAGGUCCCAUGUAACCAUAACAGCUAACAGUGUUAAUUUUUCAGACUGUCCCACUUUGAACUUUACGUUCCUGAGAUGUCAAAGAGGCUUAAUCUGUGUUUUAUCUUGAACAACGUUAGUCUUUUUUUAUUACCUUAUUGCUCUUGCUCUUUUGCUGUAUUUCAUUUGUACCUGGAAGUCAGAACUUCUGAGUUCCAAGUUCAAGAAAUCAACCAGGGCGCUCCCUCAGUCACAACUUUGACUGAAAAUUCUCUAGAUUUUGUAACCAAUCCUAAACUCAAAAUCCACAAUGGCUGCCAGUUGUAUACAACACAGUGAUAGCUGCUGAUAUAAACUGUUAAUUUGCGUUGCUGAUACUUUGUAUCUCAAUAAAUCAGACAUGGACUCAGUUCUGCUCAACCGUAAAGACAGAAAGUGUUGCUACUGUCUUUAAAUUCAUAAUGUAGAGAAAUAUAUUUUUUGCUAAUAUUGCUAACAUCAAUUAGCAGUACUCACCAAAAUCUAAGAAAUUUUCAGAACUGCAACAAACACAUUUAAAAUUGAAAUGAGUCAUAGCUUUCAUUCUAAAGCAAAUUGAACAUAUUAACAUUGCAGAUGGCAGCCAUUUUGGUGAACAAACCACUGGCAAAGAAUAAUGGUAAAAGCUGGCUAUUAGCAGAGUAUUUUAAAGCUAAAAUAAUCAUUAGUGUUAAAAAUAUGGUGAAGAUCAAAGUGAAACUUAAGAUUAUAAUGCAAACACAUUCGUUUCUAAAUGAAUGUCAAUGAUUGAUGUUUACGCUUUGGCUAACACAUUAGCUUUAAAUCUGGUUGUAAUUAGGGCAGUGCUCGCCAAAGAAAUUAGCACAAGGACGAGGGUUGAAAAUGUUUUUUUUUUAAAAGCUCUAUUGUUAUAUUUAUAAUUGUUAGCUACUCCUCGGCCAUUUUCCUGAAAAAGCUAGCAAAACAGGCUGAAGUUCAACUUAGUUUGAAAAAGCCAAAAAGACGUUUUUGUUCUGUUUGUUUGUGUACGCAUUGAUAUUCUCAUGUUCCAUCUGCAGUUUCAAGUUCAAAAAAUGUGCUGGAGUACUACCUGUGUAGCAACUACUGAAAAUGUACAUAUGAAAAAUAUUGCAAAACAAGUGUAUGUCUGAACAGUUAAACAAGUACUGUAUGAUGUGUUUUAUGUGUAAAAACCAAGGAACUGGAAUGUGUUUCGGUGCGUUUCAAGGUAUUUAUUGUGUGGUUUUGAUGUUUUACAUUUUCGUGGACUGACAUGCAGUUUAUUUGUGAGAUUAACAACAGACUGAGGCCUUUGGAGCGUCCAGCUUCUCUGACCGCCUUCUCCGUACGGAACCAGAAUAAAACGGUCAAACUCACUGAAAAGCUUUAUGUUUGCUGUCAGGCUGCGGUGUGGAUCACAACCAGAACCCGCCGCCGCUGCUGUCCCAGGCUGCGGCAUUUACAAUCUGUGAUGACUGUCUAGUUUGUUUUAUUUUUAUUAUUCAUCUUGCGGUUUGCCGGGUUACGGUAUGCUGUCCUGAGGUCAGGAUCCAAACUGUUUCACACUUUCAUCUGAAAUACCUCUGGACAAAAAUAAUAAAUAAAAAUUUACUCGACAAAUGAUGCGUCUGGGAAAACAAAGUCUGAGCUCAACACUGAUAAGCUAUCGCUCUUCAAGAUAAAAGAUUGGCCCUUGUGUACCAAACCCCUUAUCAAAACUCCAUACAGACUUUCCCCUUUUGUUAGAUUAGAGAUUAAAUGUAAACCUAUAAAACCUGUUGUCAGGAUGUGGACUUUUCUCAUGAGGGUUCAUUUCACUGUCAUGUUUAGGCUUUUAUUUUGAAAAUUAAAACUGCCAUUUCAUCGACUGUGAAGGCAGUUCGAUAGAAGUCCUGAACUGGUAAAAGAAGAGCAGUAAAUUGCUCCAGAGAUGAUCUUUGCCACAUCAGACAUGUAAGGUCCCUCAUACUGUGUGGGAUUUAUGGGAAUAAACUCUUCAUUUUUCAUUA